AUGCGAUUCAAGGCCCGGAUCCAGAAUGUUUCCACAUUCACAAAGCUCACAGCAUCCCUCAACUCGCUUGGACCGCUAGCUUGGGUGAAAUUGAGCGAGGAGCAAGUGGGCUUCACCAUCAUACCCGAGCAGGGCACACAGGAUGCCAUCUUUGAGACGAUCUCCGUACAAUCUGCUGCCAACAAUAUUAUCAAUCUUGAGGUGCCGCUCACCUCGCUCAACCGAGCUCUCAAAUCCGCUCUGAACGCCACCUCCGCCCAGAUACGUCUCACGAAGAAGGACAACAUGCCUGUACUUGCCCUUACUAUCGUCACGACCACCUCUUCGAAUUCAUACAGUGCCUUUCCUACUGCGGGUGCCAACAAUGAUGACGGCUUUGACGCGCCAUUUGACAACGCCUUCGGAGGCAAUCGCGAAACGGUCGUCACGCAAGAAAUCCCCGUGCGAGUGCUUGCACCAGACACAGUAGCCCACAUACACGAGCCACAAACGCGAGAGCCAGACGUACACAUUAUACUCCCGCCGCUGAUGCAAUUGAAGAGCAUCAGCGACAGGUUCACAAAGCUAGCGCUCGCAGAUAUAAAGCCAGCGUCAGGUUCAACAGCAUCUAGGACAAGACUGGAAGUCGCCGCGAACAUGCACGGCUGCCUUAAGAUGAGUAUUAAGACAGAUGCAAUGAGCAUAUCGUCUGUGUGGACAGAUCUCAGCAACCCGGAACUUGAUCCUGCGCAGGUCGCGGGAGGCGAGAACGGACUUGCUAAUCAUCCGAGCACGCGCAUGAAGCAGUUGGGCUCUCCGGACGGGCGCAGCGAAGAAGGCUGGGCAACGGUCAGGAUAGACGGGCGCGACUGGGGAAAGGUGAUGAGCGUGGGGAGACUUGGUGGGAGAGUUAUUGCCUGCUUCUGCCACGAGCAUGCUUUGAUUCUUUAUGUUUACCUACCGAAUGACAAUGGCGACGAUGAGUCUGUCUUGACGUACUACGUCAGCUCAUAUAGCGCAUGAAGCGCGAACCGCUUCUGUAUCAAGUUGCAACCACUUCAUGAUGAGGUACCUAGAUACAAAUGGACGCGAUAUUGUGAGCGUUGACGUCAUCAUCUACGCCGAUAGCAAUUUUAGGUUCAGUUCACGCCACCAGUACAUGACUCACAUCUUUGAGUGAACGUUCUCCAAUUUCGAGAUGCCACCUUAUGGAUGCGUUUGGCUAGUGAUGGAUGCCUGAGCUUUCCAGGCACCAAGUGAGGCCCUAGCGCCCAAUCACGUCUCGUUGCCAC
Didymella exigua CBS 183.55 is the source of this 1271-nucleotide messenger RNA. RefSeq names its product cell cycle checkpoint protein. The record is from RefSeq and is a predicted model, not a curated record. Gene Ontology annotation, cellular component: nucleolus; checkpoint clamp complex; site of double-strand break. Gene Ontology annotation, biological process: telomere maintenance; mitotic DNA replication checkpoint signaling; double-strand break repair via homologous recombination. Lineage: Eukaryota; Fungi; Ascomycota; Dothideomycetes; Pleosporales; Didymellaceae. The coding region runs from base 1 to 1002 and encodes 333 amino acids. The transcript has 5 exons.